This is a messenger RNA of Suillus clintonianus, 934 nucleotides long. Its product is annotated as histone-fold-containing protein. The transcript has 5 exons. Lineage: Eukaryota; Fungi; Basidiomycota; Agaricomycetes; Boletales; Suillaceae. Bases 101 to 835 code for a protein of 244 amino acids. Gene Ontology annotation, molecular function: chromatin DNA binding; protein heterodimerization activity. Gene Ontology annotation, cellular component: CHRAC; epsilon DNA polymerase complex. The record is from RefSeq and is a predicted model, not a curated record. Gene Ontology annotation, biological process: leading strand elongation; DNA damage response; heterochromatin formation.
GUAGUACGUACGUCAUCCAUUGACAAGUUGCCUUAGUUGGUCACUGCUGCACAACGCUUUCAACACAACACCAACUACUACGCGUCGCUAGUACCAAGCAAUGCCGCGUAAAGAUGCUGGUAGUGGUCCUAUUUCUGCUCAGGCUCAGCAAGAUCUAGUCUCAGAAGGCAUCGAGAACUUCGAGCUUCCCAAGAGUAUUGUUACGAAGAUAGCAAAGUCGGCAAUGCCAGACAAUGCGAAAUUACAGAAAGAGACAGUGUUGUCUUUGGUGAAGGGUUCGACUGUAUUCAUCAACUACCUCGUGGCGACAGCUCAUGACGUGGCUUUGUCCAAACAGCACAAAAGCAUCUCCGCGUCCGAUGUGCUCAAAGCUCUGGAGAUGAUCGAGUUUGGAGAUCUCGUCGAGAAUCUACAGAAUGAACUUCAAAUUUACAGAGAUAACACAAAAGGAGACAAGGGUCGUAAAUCUGGAACCGCAAGUUCCUCGCACAAGGGCAAGGCCAGAGACAGUGAAUCCGCAUCAGUCGUAUCAAAAUCAAAAGGGAAGGAAAAGGCGACGAAUCUGCCACCGCCAUUCACGUUUGCCCCGAGGGCAGCAGUAGCAUCCUCUGCGUCCCAAUCAGACAUGCAAAACGCUACGGUCGAACAGGAAGUCGAUGAUGAAAUGGGUGAGCCAGGCGAGGGGGAAGACGAAGAAAUAGAGGAGGAAGAAGAAGAAAUAGAGGAAGAAGGGGAGGAAGAGGCACCGGCUGAUAUGAUGGCUAUCGAAGAUGAGGAGCAGCGAAGAGAUGUUGCAGGGUUGGAAGAACCCGAGGUUUUGCCAGCGGAGGGUUGAUCAUAAUGUGAGUCGUGCAAUGAAAACCGACCUACCCCUCACUACACGCUGUCUUUCACUGUCUCCACAUCACUACAACAGACAUUGUGAACAACCUUC